Messenger RNA from Poecile atricapillus (Black-capped chickadee), 1386 nucleotides. RefSeq names its product solute carrier family 39 member 5 (gene SLC39A5). Gene Ontology annotation, biological process: BMP signaling pathway; zinc ion import across plasma membrane; intracellular zinc ion homeostasis. Gene Ontology annotation, molecular function: zinc ion transmembrane transporter activity. The record is from RefSeq and is a predicted model, not a curated record. Gene Ontology annotation, cellular component: membrane. NCBI's taxonomy places the organism in Eukaryota, Metazoa, Chordata, Aves, Passeriformes, Paridae.
AUGCCCCCCGCGACCCCCGCCCAGCAGUGCCUGAACGUGAGCCAGCUGCUGGUGAAUUUCGGGCUGGACUCGGUGGCGCAGCUGACGCCGGAGCAGUUCACACUCCUGUGCCCGGCGCUGCUCUACCAGAUCGACAGCCGCGUCUGCAUCCAGCACAGCGAUGAGGUGACGCUGCCUCCCCCGGGGGGGGCCCUGUGGCCAGCGCUGGGCUGGGGUCUCCUGGCCGUGCUGGCCGUGAGCCUCCCCUCGGUCCUGGCCGUGCUGCUGCUGCCGCUGCUGAGCCGCGGCUCCUUCCGCUCGCUGCUCGCCUUCCUGGUGGCCCUGGGUGGGACACUCUGCGGGGACGCCCUGCUGCACCUCUGGCCGCACGCGCAGGGGAGGCACCCGGAGGAGCCGGGGGAACCGGGGGAACCGGGCCCCGCGGUGCUGCAGGGGCUGGCGGUGCUGGGGGGCAUCUACCUGCUCUUCCUGCUGGAGCUGCUCCUGGGGAUGCUGCGGCACCGGCGGGAGGCCACGGGACACCCCCAUGGAGAGACCCCCGGCCCGCCCGCGGGGGUCCCGGCACCGUCACGGGCAGGGACCGAGCUGCGACACCUGACGGCACCGGACCCGGAGCUGGAGCUGAGACCCCCCGAGCCCCCCCCGGGACCCCCCCAGGGACCCCCGCACGGACACUCCCACGGACACUCCCACGGACACUCCCACGGACACUCCCACGGCCCCGCGCUGCCCCUCGCGUCCGCGGCCGCUGACAUCGUGUGGAUGGUGGUGCUGGGGGACGGCGUCCACAACCUGACCGACGGGCUGGCCAUCGGAGCCGCCUUCUCUCACAGCCUCUCCAGCGGGCUCAGCACGGCUCUGGCCGUGCUCUGCCACGAGCUGCCCCACGAGCUGGGUGACCUGGCGGUGCUGCUGCGGGCGGGCACGGCCCCGCGCUCCGUCCUGCUCCUCAAUUUGCUCUCGGCCCUGCUCUCCUGCCUGGGGGUGCUGGCGGGGGUCGCCCUGGGCCGCAGCGGGACCCCCCCUCGCCCCCUGGCUCCUCACCGCCACCGCCGGCAUCUUCCUCUACGUGGCUCUGGCCGAUAUGCUCCCCGAGGCGCUGCGAGGCUCCGGCGAGGGCGGCUGGAGCCGCUUCGUGCUGCAGAACGCGGGGUUCCUGCUGGGCGCGGGCAUCAUGCUGGGCAUCGCCCUGGCCGAGGGUCACCUCCGCUCCUGGCUGCAGCCCUGACCCCCCGCCCCAGCCCGGGCUUCCAUCCUCCUCCUCCUCCUCCAGACCCCCAGGGGUCCCCGAGGGAGGGGUCGCGGGGGUCCCCUCGCUGUCCCCGGGCUGGACACGCGGCUCCGAACCCCGGCGGGUUCCUCCUGCUGAACCUCCGGAGGAGCUGA